Messenger RNA from Polychytrium aggregatum, 1336 nucleotides. RefSeq lists its product as uncharacterized. The record is from RefSeq and is a predicted model, not a curated record. The transcript is spliced from 5 exons. The coding region runs from base 58 to 1242 and encodes 394 amino acids. Lineage: Eukaryota; Fungi; Chytridiomycota; Chytridiomycetes; Polychytriales.
GGCACGUGGCGGCGGAGCUUGCAUCACGUGGGUGCAGUUUUCUUUUUGGAUUCUGCGAUGCGUUUGGACAGAUCGCACCACAUCGCAUCGCAGCGGCGGAAUCAGCCGGUGCUCAAAUCCACCUCCAGCAGCCCCGCCAGCAUGAGAUUCAAGAGCGGUCCGCGGUCCCUGCCGAGCGCACAAGCGUCAUCCAAGAAGGCCGCCGAGUAUGAUCUGCCGCCCAACCUGCGCCCGUCAUCCCGGCCCAAGUCGUCGGGAUCCUCCUCCUCCAGCUCCACAGCGCAACCCAAGAGCAGCCAGCAGCAACAAAAGCACAAUCAAAAGCAGAAGCACAAUCAAAAGCAGCAGCAGCAGCAACCCACGAAAUCAGCGCAGGCCACCGUUCAGGGCAAUGUCGGCGACACCCACGUCUUCUACGACGAUCCGCUCCCGAAAAAGUUUCAGUAUCUGAUGAAGCGCAUGGCCAAGCUGGAGUCGACCGGGACAUCGACCAAUGGGCCCGCACAGGCGACAGACUCGAAGAAGCGCAAGUCCAAGGAAGACGGGCAGAGCCAGGCCAACAAAGCCAGCAAGCUUGAAAACGGAGCAUCGGCCAAGUCUGCGGCAGAGUCAAACGCAGCAGCCAAGUCGACCAAAGAGACGAAACAAUUGCCCGGCGAGAGUCUCCGCGACUAUCACAAACGACUCGAUGACAGCGUUCGCAAGGCAGUCAACGAUGCUGUCCAGUCUGAGUUUCGGAAACGAACCAAGCGCAAGGAAUGGCAGAAGCAACGUAAGCUCAAGCUCCAGGCCAAGAAGCGAGGCGAGACAGGAAAGGACAUUGAUUUGGAGCAGAAGCUCCAAGACACGGUCGAGUUUGGACAGGUCGUCCAAGCGCCACCGUCGAUCUCCGUGAUACCCCGCAAGAUUGGAGGAAAGAAGACGGCGACACAGGACGAUGUCGAGAAGCUGAGGGCACUGAUGAGCGGCAAGGACGAAGAGUCUGAGGCUGGAUCCGGGUCUGGGUCCGAGGAGCCGCAGCACGAAGCCGCCAAGACAGCGCGCAGACCCGGAGACGACAAGCCCGCAGUGAAGGCGGUCGGCCGCAAGCGCAAGCUCAAGACGCUGCCCAUGGCCGAGCAGGUCCGCCUGACACAAGAGCGAGAGCGGGCGAUCCAGAUCUACCGCGACCAGAAGAAACGGAAGGAGCAGGCCUUUGGGGAGUACCAGAAGCGCGAGGUGUACGAGGGCUUCCAGAGCUGAUGGCGAGCAGUGUCCAAGAGCAGCGCCCGAGAGCAGCGUCCAAGAGCAGCAAAUACACCGAAUCUAUCUGCCACACGGCGCCCACGGAGCAAUG